AUGUAAACGUAAAACAAAAGUAAUCAAUAAUACUAAUUCAUUAUUUCAAAGUUUUACUUGUUUACGUAUAAAUAGGACGUUGUAAGUCAAUACUAUUUAGUCAGGAUAUUUACUACCCAUAAAUCAACUAUUGUAUAUUUGUAAUCAAUUAGUUUAAUACUCGACACAUUUUUUUGCUAAAUGAAAUAUCUACUACAAUACCAAAUAUAAGCUUUUUAACUAUUAUUAAAACUACUUUUCCAACUGACCAGUAAAACAUGACUGACCACGACGAUGUCGUCGAUUUGACGAAAUCCUUUACAUUAGCUAAUCACUGUAACAUAGCUAACGAAGUGAUAGUAAUAGAUACUGAUGACUCUUUUGAAGCAAGCAAUGUACGCGCACAAAAAUCUAUCAAAACCAGAAAAUCUUCAAGAGUACGUAAAUCUACAGCCCCAACUUCGACACCCUCAACUAGCGAAAAGUGUGUAGCAAACAAGAAAAAAAAAUCAAAUCAAAUUGGUAGCUGUCCAAUUUGUUGGGAUGAACUCGGAAACAACCCGCUGGCUUCAACCAAAUGUGGGCAUGUUUUUUGCCUUGCAUGUCUUGAAAAAUCUUUACAAGUAGAAAAAAGGUGUCCAAACUGCAGGAUUAUACUUAAAGGAGCUUCUGCAUAUCAUCGCCUAUAUUUAAGUGUGUGAUAAGAUUUAACUAUUCCAUUUUUAAUUUAACUUAUCUUAAGAAUAUUAUAUUAUAUUUUAUUAUUUAUUCUCAAAGAUUGUCAUCAUAAUAUGAAUUAAUCAGUACAACACAGAACUGGCAUGCUUACAAUGUGUGGGCUUUCAAAAUUGUUGUAAAAACUGGUUAUUAUUUAAUACAUUAGCCAAGCCAAAAAUAUAAAAACACUAGCCUGGGGUGCAUUUACCUCCUUUAUUACAUCACUUUCUAAUGUGUACAAAGGAAUUACAUAGUUCCAUAUUUUUCUACUACACGGUGAGAGUUUUUAUAUUCCUGGUCACUCUAUACUGUUACUUAUACCCCACACUUAUAGGUGUACAUUUUAAGUCUCAUUAAAAUAAUUAGGAUGUAGACUUGGUAAAAGUGCCAGAAAUAGUAUUUUAUAAUGUAACAUUAAAAUUUUGAAUGUCAAGCAUAAGUGUACCUUGAUAAAUGUAAUUACAAUUUUAAUAAAUGAAGAAAAUACUGUA
Papilio polytes (common Mormon) is the source of this 1187-nucleotide messenger RNA. Its product is annotated as E3 ubiquitin-protein ligase RNF4-like. The transcript is spliced from 2 exons. The record is from RefSeq and is a predicted model, not a curated record. NCBI's taxonomy places the organism in Eukaryota, Metazoa, Arthropoda, Insecta, Lepidoptera, Papilionidae. The coding region runs from base 258 to 680 and encodes 140 amino acids.